This is a messenger RNA of Neopsephotus bourkii (Bourke's parrot), 2300 nucleotides long. RefSeq names its product ornithine aminotransferase (gene OAT). The transcript has 10 exons. Gene Ontology annotation, molecular function: identical protein binding; L-ornithine transaminase activity; pyridoxal phosphate binding. The coding region runs from base 172 to 1491 and encodes 439 amino acids. Gene Ontology annotation, cellular component: cytoplasm. NCBI's taxonomy places the organism in Eukaryota, Metazoa, Chordata, Aves, Psittaciformes, Psittacidae. The record is from RefSeq and is a predicted model, not a curated record.
AGGCGGCAGCGACGGGAACGUCACCGCGGCGGGGCGGGGCGUGCUGCUAGGCGAGGAGCGGUGACAGUUGCCGCGGGCCGGCUCCGCCUCUUCGCCACGGGCUACGGGCCGAGCAGCAACAGCCGCGGCGGAAGCACCACCAGAUCUAUAGCAGCAUCCCUGAAGUCAAUAAUGUUUUCCAAGCUAACCCGCUCACAGAGCAUCGCUGUUCUCUGUCGAAGUGUUCAUGCUUCGCUCAGUUCUGCCACCUCAGUUGCUACUAAGAAAACCAUUCAAGGACCUCCAUCCUCCGAGUUCAUAUUUGAACGUGAGGCUAAAUAUGGUGCCCACAAUUAUCACCCACUGCCUGUUGCUCUGGAAAAAGGAAAAGGUGUUUAUGUGUGGGAUGUUGAAGGUAGAAAGUAUUUUGACUUUCUGAGUGCUUACAGUGCUGUUAAUCAAGGCCACUGUCACCCAAAGAUCGUGAAUGCUCUGAAAACUCAGUCUGAGAAACUGACCCUUACAUCCAGAGCGUUCUACAAUGAUGUACUGGGUGAAUAUGAGGAGUUUGUCACCAAAAUGUUCAAUUAUAACAAAGUUCUUCCAAUGAACACAGGAGUGGAAGCUGGAGAAACUGCCUGUAAGCUGGCUCGGAAGUGGGCAUACACUGUGAAAGGAAUUCCAAAGUACAAAGCAAAAAUUAUUUUUGCAGCUGGCAACUUCUGGGGCAGAACAAUGUCUGCUAUCUCUAGUUCGACUGACCCAUCCAGCUAUGAUGGAUUUGGACCCUUCAUGCCGGGUUUUGAAGUGAUCCCAUACAACGACCUACCAGCUCUUGAGCGGGCCCUUCAAGAUCCCAAUGUAGCAGCAUUCAUGGUCGAACCCAUUCAAGGUGAAGCAGGUGUGGUCAUUCCUGACAAAGGUUAUCUCACAGGAGUGCGGGACCUCUGUACAAAACACAAUGUUCUCUUUAUUGCUGAUGAAGUACAGACUGGUUUAGCCAGAACAGGGAAGAUGCUAGCUGUUGACCAUGAAAAUGUGAGACCUGAUAUAGUUCUUCUCGGAAAGGCCCUUUCUGGUGGCUUAUAUCCCGUCUCAGCAGUACUAUGUGAUGAUGAAGUCAUGCUGACCAUUAAGCCUGGUGAACAUGGAUCUACAUAUGGAGGAAAUCCAUUAGCUUGCCGUGUUGCAAUAGCAGCACUGGAGGUAAUUGAAGAGGAAAACUUGGCUAAAAAUGCAGAAAUAAUGGGUAAUAUAGUAAGAAAUGAGCUCAUGAAGACACCAUCAGAUAUUGUAACUUGUGUACGAGGAAGAGGACUAUUAAAUGCAAUUGUAAUUCGGGAAACCAAAGACUACGACGCCUGGAAGGUGUGUUUGCGGCUUCGUGAUAAUGGACUUCUUGCCAAACCUACUCAUGGUGAUAUUAUCCGGCUGGCACCACCCCUUGUCAUUAAGGAGGAUGAAAUUAGAGAGUGCAUUGAAAUAAUUCAUAAGACCAUUCUGUCUUUCUGAACAUGUGGCUUUCCAAGUGUAUCUGCUGACUGACCCAAGGUGCUGCGUGGAAAUAAGUGAGAUGAAGGCCUGGUCUUGAAGCAAGCAUCUCCUGUUCCUUUUAUCCAAGAGGACUUGACUCUUCAAAAGUAGCUAUGCCCUUCAAUUAUAAUAGGUCUGAAGAAAAUACAGAAUGAUUUUAAAGAGUUUCCAGUUUAAAGAGUUCCCAGACUUGAUGAGGUUCUGUUCAUCUAGUUGUGUACCAACUGAACAGUUAAGUCAGAAUGUUUGAGGGGAGGUAUCUAUAGAAAUCUGGUUAAUUGUUGAAAGUCUUGGCCAAAGUGUGAUUUAUAUAUGUUUUACUAAGGGUAAUCUUGCACCCUCAUCCCUGCCCAUGGCAAGGGUUUGGAACUAGGUGAUCUUUAAGGUCCCUUCCAACCCAAACCAUUCUAUGGUUCUGUGGUUCUAUAUCACUCUCCAAAAUGUUGUAUUUGGCAUUUCUGCCCCUUGGUGAGGUGCCUGUAAGAUAGAAGCACUUGUGUUAUGGAUGAAUAAUACAACCUGGGUGUUAUGCUGGAGAACCAUCGAGCAUCGAGAAGCAUCGAGCUGUAUUCUGUAUGUACAAUAUUCUGAUUGUAUGACAAGAGAUGCUGUUUUCAAGCCUGGCCUCAGUGUUUGGCUUUGUAAUCUUGUACAAUAGAUCUGAGCAGACAGACGGGUUUAUACCGUUAUAAAACUUUCUGUAACCUGAAUGUUUAUAUUAAACCAUGCCUUGCAUUAUUAAAAGAAGUUAAUGUGCAAUUAUAAUACAGAGUGUAUUCAAAAAAGAA